AUGUUGCGUUCAAUUGCUUCCAAAAGACUCUUCUCGUCGUCUAUAGUGAGAAGAGACACUUUAGCUUUUAUUGAGGUUGCCAACGGCAAGGUUUCUGCUGCUUCUUUGUCGGCCGUCAGUGCUGCCAAAGCCAUUGGAAAACCCAUUUCUGGUAUUGUGCUUGGCCCAGAGGGAGAGAAGGCUGCCGAGAGUGCUGCUAAGAUUGACGGUUUGUCGAAAUUGCUUGUUGCUAAGGAUGCCAAGUACGACCACUACCUUGCUGAGGAAGUGGCUCCUUUGUUCAAAGAGGUUGUCACCAAGCAGAACUUCACUCAUUUUGUCACACCAGCUUCUGCUGUAGGCAAAUCGUUCUUGCCUCGUUUAGGUGCUUUGCUUGACGCUCAGCCUAUUUCUGAUAUCACCAAGGUCUUGGGUGAGGACACUUUUGUGAGACCUAUCUACGCUGGUAACGCUUUGGCUACCGUCAAGACCAAGGAUAGCAUUGUUCUUACAUCUGUGAGAGCUUCUGCUUUCCCACAGGCCGAGUUGACUGGCGGUGCAUCUGUCGAGGAAGUGUCUGAGUCGGUUGAGUCUGGCAACAGAACUGAGUUCGUUGGUGAAGAACUCGUUACCUCAGAAAGACCAGAGCUUGGCUCUGCUACUAGAGUUGUUGCCGGUGGCCGUGGUUUGAAGAAUAAGGAGACUUUCGACUCUAUCAUGAACCCAUUGGCCGAGAAGCUCAAUGCUGCUAUUGGUGCUUCCAGAGCUGCUGUGGACGCUGGCUACUGUGACAACUCUUUGCAGGUUGGUCAAACCGGUAAGAUCGUUGCUCCAGAAUUGUACGUUGCUGUUGGUGUUUCCGGUGCCAUCCAGCAUCUUGCUGGUAUGAAGGACUCUAAGACCGUUGUGGCUAUCAACAAGGAUCCAGAGGCCCCAAUCUUCAAUGUUGCUGAUAUUGGCUUGGUUGGUGACCUUAAUGAGACUGUACCUGAGUUGGUGUCAAAAUUGUAA
Candidozyma haemuli is the source of this 990-nucleotide messenger RNA. RefSeq lists its product as uncharacterized. Gene Ontology annotation, molecular function: electron transfer activity; flavin adenine dinucleotide binding. Gene Ontology annotation, cellular component: mitochondrion. Bases 1 to 990 code for a protein of 329 amino acids. NCBI's taxonomy places the organism in Eukaryota, Fungi, Ascomycota, Pichiomycetes, Serinales, Metschnikowiaceae. The transcript has a single exon. The record is from RefSeq and is a predicted model, not a curated record.